Molecule: messenger RNA, 2208 nt
Organism: Saccharomycopsis crataegensis
Lineage: Eukaryota; Fungi; Ascomycota; Saccharomycetes; Ascoideales; Saccharomycopsidaceae
Exons: 1
Coding region: 1-2208 (735 amino acids)
Molecular function (GO): protein binding
Source: RefSeq, a predicted model, not a curated record
AUGCUAAAUAGAAGGAUUUCAGCUAAAAGUGCUGGAUUGAUCCAGCUUGCACUCAGAAAUAGAUAUGUGGCUAGUCAGAUAGCUGGGAGCCGCUCCAAUUUGUCAAGACCUACUAAUAUCACUCAAAACCAUCUUUACAAUAUAUCAUCGUUUUCUACUAGCUCAAGGUCCAACAAUGCCAAUGCUAGUGCUGCCAUCAUUAAUGAAUCCUUGGACAGUGCUGUAAAGCCUCCUGCUCCAAUAUCCAAAAUGAGGAAACCAACACCAGAUUUCAAACCUCGACUUGAAGAAUUCAAUAAGGUGUUAGACGAAAUGGUCGAAAAAUCACCAUAUGACGGGUUUGAAUUUUUAACUGCUAACCUUGACAAUUUAAACAAGACCUUACGUCUUCCUUAUUACAGAUACUUGCAAUUUAUUGGAAAGACCUUAAAGAAAUUAUUAGCCAAAAGUCUUGAAGAAUCCAAAAACCCAACUGGCACUAAUUUAUCUGAUCCGGAAAAGAUUUUCGAAUAUUACGUAUCACACAAGAUGGCAAGUUAUGAUUGUUACCUUUCAAUGUUGCACAAUUAUAUUCUCUCAGAUCAAUUAGAAAAGUCCAUUGAAUUGUAUGCCAAAUAUGUGGAGAAUAACCAAGGUAAAGAAAUGGGUUUUAGAAUUCAGAUGGCUGGGUACAUUUCGUAUCUUUUAUAUAUCACAAAGAAUGACAUCAAAUUAGAUGUUAAUUAUAUUCAAAAGGUAUUCCCAUUUGAAUCUGCUCCAUUUCCUACUGUGGUUAUUAACACCCUCAAAAACAUAAAGGCUGUUACCGACAAAAAACUCUUGGAGCAGGUUCGUAAUGCUGCCAACUCAGUUUUCAGCGCAAAUAUUGAUGUCAAUGACCCAAAAAUCUAUAGUGAAAUGAGAAGCCUUGCCGAAAGUGGUUUCAUUAGUGAAGUCGGCUAUAAAUUGGAAAAAUUGAGAAGAGCUGCUGCCCUCAAAAAUGAAAAAUUGCCAGAAACCUUCUUCACCGAAGGUAUGAAUAUAUAUUCUAGAGCCAAUGUUGGAGCGAAAUCCUUGUUCUUGUGGAAUGAAAUGAUUUCUUCAGGUAUCAAACCUUCAGUUGAAUCCUGGAAUGCCCUUAUUGUUGCCGUUUCCAAGAAAGGUGACAAAUCUGACAGAAAAAAGUACAUCGAUGAAGUUUUCAAAAGAUUGACAGACGAAGCUCAGUUGAAACCAAAUGCUAAUACUUAUUGUGCUCUUAUUAAAUCAUAUGCUAAUGUUCGUGAUUUCGACGCUAUUGAGGAGGUUUUUGAGAAAUUGGUUAAAGAAAAACUCGUACCAGUCACUCUUAAAGUGAAAUGUGAAUAUCUUAGAGGGUUAGCUUUGAAAGAUGUUGAUAGAAGUUUUGGUCUUUGUAACAAAUGGAUUGAAAAUAAUGAGUUUAUUCCAGACGUUCCAUUGAUUAACACUUACAUUGAGGUUUACGUCUCUACAAGGCAAUUUGAAAAGGCUUCACAAGCAUUGGGAUUAAUUGAAUCUUUGAAAUUGAAGCCAGAUGUUGCUACUUACACCAUCAUUUUACACAUGUUAUUCUCGCAAACCAGAUCCCGUGGUGAAGUUGUGAAUCAAAGUGCCCUUAAGGACUUUUUGAAAGAGAUGACUAGCAACGAUCUUUCCAUGAAUUCCGUUACUAUUUCUUUGAUGAUCAAUGGUUUGAUGAAAGAUGGUAUGAAUUAUGAGGCUGGUCGCUCGUUGUUUGAUUACUUUCAACGCCAUUACCCACUCACCAGAACACACUACUCUUCUAUGAUUCAAGGUGAAUUUCAAGCUAAGAAUCAUGAUGGUGCUGAAGCAUUGUUUGAAAGAUAUAUCAAAACUCACAAGAAGAUUAACAACAAUGUUCAAAUGUACAACAUGAUUAUCAAUGAAUUCACUAAGGCUGGAAAAUACAACAAGGCUUAUGAAUGGUUGGUCAGAAUCAAGACUGAUACCAAAGAUAGUAUCAAGCCAAACCAUUUCAGUUAUUUCUUCCUUAUGAAUGACCUUGAUAAACAAGAUAAUGUCGAAUUAGCUCAACUCGUGGUCAAUAAUUUGGCAGAAAAUACUACAUUGAAUCAUUACGGUAAGAGACUCCCUGGAGUCCUUACCAGUUUGCAAAAGAAGGGGGUAAAGGUUCCUGAUAGUGUUUUCAAUGUGGCUCAGAAGGAACAUACACAAAAGGAUCAAUAA